This is a messenger RNA of Prunus armeniaca (apricot), 1980 nucleotides long. Lineage: Eukaryota; Viridiplantae; Streptophyta; Magnoliopsida; Rosales; Rosaceae. The record is from the annotation of a GenBank genome assembly.
AUGGGCAAAGAUAGGCUUCCUGUGAUGCUUUUCACCAUUAUAACACUAUUGAUGCCGGCUAGCCUUUCUGCUGUAGACACUCUUUCAAUCUUUUGUUCAACUGAUGCAAGAAACUACACUCCCAAUAGCCAAUUUGAAAACAAUCUCAAGCAGCUCCUUGAGUCAUUGUCUUUCAACACUUCCAUCUCAGGCGGCUUCUACAACAACACGAUCGGAGAUGGCCCUAGCAUGGUCUAUGGACAAUCACUUUGUAGAUGGGAUGUUAACUCCACAGUUUGUCAAAACUGUGUCAAUGAAGCAAGCCAAGAAAUCUUCAAGAGCUGUAAAACAACAGAUGCAAUGAUAUGGUAUGAACUCUGUCAAAUUCAAUAUUCUUACCAGAUAUCCUUUUCAUUGAUGGUUUAUACUGGAAAAUAUCCAGACAAGAAUAAUGAGGAGAAGACUGUAUCAAAUCCACAUCAUUUCAAGGAUGUAUUGAUGUAUUUAAUGAGAAACCUCUCCGGAGAGGCUGCGUUUAAUUCUUCAAAGCAUAUGUUUGCAACUGGGGAAGUUAAAUAUUCAGAAAAGAAUACUAUUUAUGGUCUACAACAAUGCACUAGAGACAUCUCUGAAAGUAACUGCAAUAAUUGUUUGAAUUCUGCUCUUGCUGAUCUUUCGGAAUGCUGCUCUUCUCACCAAGGUGGAACUGUUGUUAGUAGGAAUUGUAAUGUGAGGUUUGAACUGUACUCAUUUUUUAACGACACCUCGAGUUCUCUGUUAAAUUUCCCAUAUUCCAAAGGGGAUAAAUGGAAGACUUGGAAGGUGGUGGCUACAUGUGCAUCCAUCAUACUAUUAAUGGUCAUUUCAUUUUGCACUUUCCAUCAUCGGAUGAAAAAGAGAUUAGAAAACAUCGAAGAUGAAGAAAAAAGUGAGCAAGUACUAUUACAUGAUUUGGCAAGCCCCACUGGAGUCACAAUCACAGAAGAAGGCAAAUUCGUAAGUUCUGAGGAGCUAGCCUUCAUAGAUCUAGCUACUAUAAAAAUAGCAACUAAUGACUUCUCAGAUUCAAACAAGCUUGGACAAGGUGGGUUUGGUACUGUUUACAAGGGUUUGCUACCAGAUGGGAAAGAAGUAGCUGUUAAAAGACUGUCAAGGAAGUCAUGGCAAGGCUUGGAGGAGUUUAAGAAUGAGGUCAUACUCAUUGCAAAACUUCAACACAGAAACCUUGUGCGGCUCUUGGCAUGUGGCUUUGAGGGAGAGGAAAAGCUUCUGUUGUAUGAGUUCAUGCCAAAUAAAAGCCUAGAUGUCUUCAUCUUUGAUUCGGAAAGACGAGCUGAACUCAAUUGGAAAACAUAUUACAGCAUUAUUGAAGGCAUUGCCAGAGGACUUCUGUAUCUCCAUGAGGACUCGCGGCUCAAAAUCAUUCACAGGGAUUUGAAGCCUAGCAAUGUCCUGUUGGACCAUGAAAUGGUUGCCAAAAUAUCAGAUUUUGGCAUGGCAAGGAUCUUUUGUGAAAACCAGAACACAGCUAACACUAAAAGAGUUGUAGGAACCGGCUACAUGGCUCCGGAGUAUGCAAUGGAGGGUCUGUUUUCUGUAAAAUCUGAUGUUUACAGCUUUGGGGUAAUCUUGCUGGAGAUUAUUAGUGGGAAAAGGAAUAGCGGGUUCUAUCUCACAGAACAUGCCAAGACACUCGUUGCAUAUGCAUGGAGACUAUGGAAAGAUGGAAAAGAAUUAGAAUUUGUGGAACCUUUGUUGAUGGAAUCUUGGCGAAAAGCAGAGGUUUUGAAAUGCAUGCACAUUGCGCUUUUAUGUGUCCAGGAAGACCCUGAAGAGAGGCCUACCAUGUCAGCUGUGGUUGUAUUGCUUGGAAGUGAAUCAAUAGAUCUUCCUGAACCAAAGCAACCGGCAAUAUUUUCUGUAGGUAGAAUUCCAAUUAGCGAGUCUACAACUGAUCCUACUUCAAACGGGCUCACUCUUUCUAUCGUUUCGCCACGGUGA